This is a messenger RNA of Gryllus bimaculatus (two-spotted cricket), 1085 nucleotides long. Lineage: Eukaryota; Metazoa; Arthropoda; Insecta; Orthoptera; Gryllidae. The record is from the annotation of a GenBank genome assembly.
AUGUGACAAAGAGAUGGCGCUGAUAUUGGAAUCGAUUGCGGAAGUCGAGUGGAAGUGCUAGGGUGAUCCGGAUGAAGAACUGAGUUGGCCGCAAAUUUUCAAGAACGACGGACGUGUUACGUGGAUUAGGUGAAGUUCGUGUUGUAACUCGUGGGGACACGUUGGUGAAAGGUUUCAAUGAACAUCAUCGUUUGUCAGUGCACUGGGAACUGGAUUCAGGGAAAUAUUCAUAGUCUGAGUGAAUAACGUGAUUCUGAGCAAUAUCCGUGAACUUAGUGUGGAUUUUUUGUGCAAUUUUAACUUGCACUUGGUGAUGAACACUGAAUCAUUUCAAAGAGCAUCAGAUAAUCCCGUAAGGGGAAGAUUAAUUACUUUGUCAAUCCUAAAACUACAUGUGUCAAGUGAAGUGUGAAGAAUGUAUUCUAUUGUGCCAAAUAUCAUGAGAACUUUAUACAACGAAGUGCAUGCGGUAGUGUGAACAGAGAUGGGGCGACCGAACUGUGAAAGUUGUGUGUUUGAUAGUGGAGAACAUAGAAUUGAAACUAUAAGAAAAUUGAACUGAAACGAAAGUUCCAGCUAUGCAUUGAUAAAUUAUAGCGGGAAUCAACUGUAUUUUCUGGCCAAGUGGCUGCUAGGAGUGUAGGAACUGGUAGCGGUUACAUGAUCGCGUGAUGGACUUUGUGUUAGCGAUCCGACGAGGGAAUUUUAUUGUUUGCAAAAUCUCUACGAUCAGAGACAGCGAUCGGCGAGUUCAGCGGCGUGUGCAGCGGGUCCCUCAACUUCGGGUGGAGGCCGGAGAUAUCCGGAGGGUACUUGAGGGGCGGUGCAGCGACCGGCCUCGCCUCCACGGUGCGGAGCUGGGCGUCGCUGGGGGAAGUGACGCCAAGGCCACCGCAACAGCUGCGGGACACGGCAACUCCGGAGGCGAAAUUGAUGCAUUCUACACUCUCAUUAUGGUGGAUCCCGAUGCCCCGGGCAUGCUUCGGGGCGAGUAUUGGCUUCAUUGGAUCGUCGUCAACAUCAAGGGUUCUCAUUUCCAAAUAGGAAACCUUGAUGAUGCCACAGAAGUAGCAAAAAAGGGUUGA